AUGGUGACUGCCAAGGUGUGGGUUCUGAAGAAGCAUUUUGAGGGUUUCCUCAAAACCAGCGACUUUGACCUGAGAAAUAUAGAGCUGCCGAACCUUAAGGAUGGAGAGUUGCUGCUUGAAUCAGUGUUUCUCAGUGUUGAUCUUUACAUGAGACCUUACAGUCAAAGGGACAUGAAGGAAGGGGACAUAAUGAUAGGCUCACAGGUUGCCAGAUAAGAUCUGCAGAUUGUAGAAAGCAAGAAUCCUUCUUUCACUGUGGGGGACUUUGUCAUGCCUGGAAGUGGCUGGAGAACUCAUCCAGUCUCUGAUGGGAAAGAUCUGCAGCUCCUUCCUUCCAGCUGGCCAGAGUCACUCCCCAAAUCUCUGGCUCUUGGGAUGGUUGGCAUGCCAGGCCUCACUGCAUAUUUUGGUUUGAUGGAGGUCUGCAAGGUGAAGCCAGGAGACAUGUUGCUGGUUAACGCUGCAGCUGGUGCUGUGGGCUCUGUGGUGGGGCAGCUGGCUAAAAUUGAGGGUUGCAAAGUGGUUGGCUCUGCUGGCUCUGAUGAUAAGGUUGCCUAUCUGAAAAAUAAUUACAAGACUGUUACAUCUUUGGAUGAAGCACUGCGUAAAGCCUCUCCUGAUGGUUACGACUGCUUCUUUGACAAUGUGGGAGGAGAAUUUGCCAGUAUUGCUGUCAACCAUAUGAAGAAAUAUGGAAGGAUUGCAGUCUGUGGAGCCAUCUCUCAGUACAAUGACUCUGUGCCUCAGAAAGGUCCUUAUGUUCAGUUUCCAAUGAUAUUCAAAGAGCUUCACAUGGAAGGGUUUAUUGUGACCCGCUGGAAUAACCGCUGGGAGGAAAGUCUGAAGGCACUGCUAAAAUGGGUUGUGGAGGGAAAAGUGAAGUGGCAUGAACAAGUUACUGAAAGAUUUGAGAAUAUACCAACAGCUUUCAUUGGAAUGUUAAAGGGAAAAAAUCUUGGAAAAGCCAUUGUAAAAGUCUGA
Pterocles gutturalis (yellow-throated sandgrouse) is the source of this 981-nucleotide messenger RNA. It is a transcript of the gene PTGR1, whose product is annotated as prostaglandin reductase 1. Gene Ontology annotation, biological process: prostaglandin metabolic process. The record is from RefSeq and is a predicted model, not a curated record. Gene Ontology annotation, cellular component: cytoplasm. Gene Ontology annotation, molecular function: 15-oxoprostaglandin 13-reductase [NAD(P)+] activity; 2-alkenal reductase [NAD(P)H] activity. Lineage: Eukaryota; Metazoa; Chordata; Aves; Pterocliformes; Pteroclidae.